This is a messenger RNA of Fomitopsis serialis, 2288 nucleotides long. RefSeq names its product Rec8 like protein-domain-containing protein. Lineage: Eukaryota; Fungi; Basidiomycota; Agaricomycetes; Polyporales; Fomitopsidaceae. Gene Ontology annotation, molecular function: chromatin binding; protein binding. Gene Ontology annotation, biological process: synaptonemal complex assembly; mitotic sister chromatid cohesion; replication-born double-strand break repair via sister chromatid exchange. Bases 1 to 1998 code for a protein of 665 amino acids. Gene Ontology annotation, cellular component: synaptonemal complex; cohesin complex. The record is from RefSeq and is a predicted model, not a curated record. The transcript is spliced from 14 exons.
AUGUUCUUUACACCUGAGUUGCUUGAAAGACGAGAGAGCGGGUUCGGCUUGUUGUGGCUAGCCGCUACCCUUGGAGCCAAAUCGUCCUUUAAGAAAUUACCCAAACGCUCCGUUCUGACGGCCGAUAUCUCUCAACUAUGUGGGCUUAUUGCUGAGCCUCCCGAACCAUUAGCCUUGAGGUUGUCGAGCAAUCUGAUGAUUGGCGUAGCUCGGCAACAAGAGAUAUUCUACUCCGAUGUCACCACCUGCUACAACACACUCAAGAAGGCCGUGGCCGAGCUCCACACAGCAUCUCUUGGAGCUGCGGAGCUGCAAGCUGGUCAAGCUAGUCUACGUCCGGACGUCCUGACUCUCGCCAUGGACCCAGGUGCCGCGUUCGCCAUCGACUUUGGCAACAUAUUCGGAGUAAGGAUCACGGAAGAGUCCGACGACGAAUUCGACCCUAAGGCUAAGAAGGCGAAAGGCAAACAGAAGGCGAGAGAGAAGCCGCCAUCCCUUAUCUCUGAGAAUAUUCGAGCGAACCUACAUACACUCGACGAGUACCACGAGCACUUGCUCUCCCAGUCCUUCGACGCCUCCUUCAGCGGGACUGGCGUCGGGGCGCCCAUGUCCGCUUCGCAGAUGGAGGCCGGCUUCGCGUUCAGCGACGACGUCUUUGGCUUGCAGGACGGCAUGGAUCUCGGCGGAGACAUCGGGGACGAGUUGGCGAGGGAGCUCGGUGAAGGCUGGGGAGCCCCUGCAGAUCGAGGAGGGGACGACCUGCUGACACUCUACACAGAGGCUUUCCAACCGGAUGGCUCGGUGAUAGUACCGUUGAUGCCGUUCAGUCCCGUCCAACCCGUCGAAGGUGAAGACGUGGAGAUGCGGCCCAAUCCAGACGACCCCCUGCAGGCUGGAGCUGAAGUUCCAGAAAAGCCGCAGAGGAAGCCGAAACGCGUCAGGCUCCUGCUCGACGCGCGAACGGAGCUUACGGAUGAAGAACUGAAGGCAGCUCGAGCGAACUACAUGGAGGGACAGGAGACCAUCAGGCAAGAGCUUAUUCACAAGAAGUUCGAGAAGGACAGUGGCAAGAUCAUCGAAGAGUUGAUCUGGGGCGUCCCGUCUGGCCUGCAAGCUCCUGCUCUGGUCGAUUUCUGGACGGAGAACUUUAAGCUGCAGGUGGAAGCCCGUUCGGGGUCGGCGCAAGACGCUCAACCGCCGCACAAGCGCAGAAGAAUCGCGCAUGAAGAGUUCCAGGAGGGGAACGCAAUUGAUGAAGGAUUCAGAGCGCCUCCAGACACAGGGCUGGGCAUGGACGUGGACAUGGGCUUCACGAUAGGCAACAAUGAACCGGUUGGCUUUGGUGGUGACUAUGAUUCAAGGAUGCGCUCUUCGGAGGAACCCGGGGUCGCGCGAAGAGUCUCACGAGCACCGUCGCUCAUUGGAAGCCAGUUCGAGAUGCCUGGGGCCGGUCAGGACUUUGUGUCCGGUUCACAACGGAGCGCUCUCUUCCCGUGGGACAACGCAGGCGCGAGCUCUUCUGUCGCUGGGGGCCCUCUGGAUUUCGGGAAGGAGGGCAGCGCCAGGCCCAGCUUCGGUCGCGCGGACACCAAGUUGAGAGGCAGUUCGUUGAACAGCAGACACGGCAGCCCACUGCCUGGUGGGCGUGUCCCGGAGUCCCCAGCUGACUUCGGGGCGAAGAGCUCGUACAGUGGAGAAGGUUUUGAAUUUGACGUUCCUGGGGAGGUGUCAAUGGCGAACGAGUCCCAGCUGUCCGACAUGAACCUCCUGACGCUUGAGCGGAACUCGCACAACUUCCUUGAGUAUGCCAAGAUGCAAUUGCAGACGUUCUCCUCGGCGACCUCUACCCUCACCUUUGACGACGUUGUGCCGAAGCAGACCAGUACACCGCAUGUAGCGGCUGCGGCCUUCUACCAUUGCCUCGUGCUCGCAACUAAGGAUCUCGUUCAAGUCGCUCAAGAAAUUCCAUACGGGACGCUGAGGAUCACAGUGAAGUGAUUGCACGUCCGUGUAGCUGAAAUUACAUGCUAGGCAAUUGCGAUACGAACGUCCGUAUGCUCCAGCUGAUGUGUUGCAGUGUAUCGUUUGCUCUCCGUUCAUUCUGAUGCUUUGUUGCCCCGGUCCAUGUACAUGCUCUUGGCAUCGGCCGCUGUGCGUGUGAAUAAGGUGUUUACGACCAGAUGCUUGUCCCUUCACUACGAGUUGUAGCUCCUGUUAAUACCAUCGCUUCGUGAGACCACAAAUGGUGCAGAGCAGAGAUUGAGAAGGGACCCAGUCAGGGGGAAGCG